AGAGAGUCUCAGGCUUUGUUUGCGUACGUCAAUUCGAAGAAGCAAUCGGUUUUCCCUUUUUUUGAACAUCCUUGAAGUUCGGAGUUCUCUCCUUCUCCGGCAACCACCGUGAUCUCCUCUCCUUCUCUCCGGUUUGAUUGAUCGAAUGGGGAAAAUCAAGAAAGUGAAUCGUAGGGCUCACAUUGCUAGUCCUUAUCCAUCACCACCGUCUUGUUGCAAGAAAGAAUGGGCAGGCUCAACUUGUCCAGUAUGUUUGGAGUCUCCACACAAUGCAGUUCUUCUCUUGUGUUCGUCCUAUCACAAAGGCUGUCGUCCCUACAUGUGCGCAACAAGCAGCCGUUUUGCCAACUGCCUUGACCAAUACAGGAAGUCUUAUGGCAACGAAGACUCAGGACAACCCGAGCUUUUGUGUCCGCUAUGCAGAGGUCAAGUGAAAGGUUGGACUGUUGUGGAAGAUGCGCGUGUGCAUUUCAACUCCAAGAGGAGGACUUGCAUGCAGGAAAACUGUUCCUUUGUAGGAAACUUCAAAAAGCUCAAGAAACACAUGAAGGAAAAACACCCACAUGCUUGCCCGAGAGCUGUUGAUCCAGCUCUAGAAACCAAAUGGAAGAGGCUUGAGAGGGAAAGAGACAGGAGAGAUGUGAUAAGCACGAUCAUGUCAUCAACUCCAGGUGCUGUUGUGUUGGGAGAUUAUGUCAUAGAGCCGCAUAGCCGAGCUGUUUAUGAUGAGGAAGACGAUGAAGAUUACAGUUCGGAUGACUCUUUGAGCAAUGGCAUAUUGGAUCUAGAUACAUGGCACGGACAAAGCCAUCAUAUACGUUUUAUCGAUAUGGAGUCAAGCGACUUCGCAUCAUCUUCUCGAUCCCCUGCUUCUCCAAGCCGUUCGCUUCGCGGUUUGCUCUUCCCAAGGAAUCAGAGGGGCGGCAAUAGAGGAGCAGUAUAAAAGGCUAACAUGACUAGCCAACUAGCCAUACAGGGAAUUGAAAAAAAAACUCACAGUCGUCCCUUUUCUUUUUUAUUUAUUUUUCAUGUAAAUUAUGUGUUCUCUGUAAUUGUAUUCUUGUUUCUGCAUUGUUGUACUCUAAUGAGGCAUGAUCUCUUAUGCCUUUUUCUUUAUUUCCUGUUUUCAUG
Molecule: messenger RNA, 1131 nt
Organism: Eutrema salsugineum
Lineage: Eukaryota; Viridiplantae; Streptophyta; Magnoliopsida; Brassicales; Brassicaceae
Exons: 3
Coding region: 146-943 (265 amino acids)
Source: RefSeq, a predicted model, not a curated record